This is a messenger RNA of Corylus avellana, 1581 nucleotides long. The record is from RefSeq and is a predicted model, not a curated record. Lineage: Eukaryota; Viridiplantae; Streptophyta; Magnoliopsida; Fagales; Betulaceae.
UCAAUUCUACUUCAUGCGGCAAUUGUUUCCAACAGUUGAUUACUGAAGCCAAUCGGCGUUGCCAAAAGAAGAUAGGGUGGCGCGUUUUGGCCCCAAGUUGCAAUAUAAGGUAUGAGAACUACCCAUUCAUUCAGCAACCACCUGUGCCGCCACCUGCACCGCCGCUGCCCCAUCCUGUGGCUGCAGCACCACAGCCACUGCCUGAUAAUGGAGGAGGAAACAAUACAACAAAGAUCGUAUGCAUUACCGUAUCAUCAAUUGCAGUAGUUGCGGCCCUCUUGGGUUUCUGGUAUUAUUCAUCCUUUUGCAGGAGGAGAAGAAGAGAAGAAGAGGAAAUAAGCCAAGCAAUUAUGUUAGGAAACAGGGACUGUUCACAGUCAAUAGACUUCAGGGACGGAUGUAUCCAUGCCAGGAAUCAGGACAACAGUGGAGAAAUGCAUUACUUCAAUUUAAGGACCAUGCAGGCUGCUACAAAUAAUUUUUCUGAUGCAAAUAAGCUUGGAGAAGGUGGUUUCGGCCCAGUUUACAAGGGGAAGCUGAUUGAUGGAAAGGAAAUAGCAGUUAAAAGGCUUUCAAUGAAAUCUAAACAAGGUCUUGAAGAGUUCAAGAAUGAAGUUUUGUUAAUUGUCAAACUUCAACACAAACAUCUAGUAAGGCUCUUGGGAUGCUGCUUGGAAGGAGGCGAAAAGCUUCUAGUCUAUGAGUACAUGGCCAACACUAGUCUGGAUGCCUUCCUGUUUGAUCCAGCAAAAAGUGGAAUACUAGAUUGGGCUAAGCGCACAAACAUUCUUAAUGGGAUCGCUAGGGGCCUUCUAUAUCUACAUGAAGACUCUCGACUCAAAAUUAUCCAUAGAGAUAUGAAAGCAAGCAAUGUAUUGUUAGAUGAUGACAUGAACCCAAAGAUAUCAGAUUUUGGCACUGCUAGGAUUUAUAAGAAAGGUAUUGAAGAAGCGAACACUAACAGAGUCGUGGGUACAUAUGGAUACAUGGCGCCAGAGUAUGCAAUGGAGGGGCAAUUUUCAGUAAAGUCCGACGUUUACAGCUUUGGAGUUUUAAUGCUAGAAAUCAUAAGUGGGAAAAAGAAUAUGGGCUUCUAUCAUCCAGAGCAUGGAGAAAGCCUUCUCUCAAUUGCAUGGCGACUAUGGAAUGAAGGCAAAGGACUGGAGUUGAUAGAUCAGACCUUAGUCGACACUUGUCCUCGAAGUCAGGCUCUGAGAUUGAUCCAUAUCGCAUUGUUGUGUGUUCAGGAAGAUCCCAGUGAAAGACCUACAAUGUCAAUGGUCGUCCUCAUGUUUGGAAGCAGCUCGAUAAACCUUCCUCGGCCAUUAGCACCUCCAUUCUCUGUACGUAGACCUAUCUUUUCUGAUCAAUCUACAACAAGUGGAACCAUGAUAAGAUUUUCGGCAUCUGAUCAAUCUUCAACAAGUGCUUCUACCUAGUCAAGAGAUUAACUGGAGUAUAUAUGCUGUUCCAUCCAUCCACUUAAAAACUUGAAUUUUCCAUUUUGAUUACAGAAUUUCCUUCCUAUCAGGGGAUGCAUCAUUUCCCUGCAAAUACUACAGGGUAUAGAAGUGUAGUACU